Messenger RNA from Stegastes partitus (bicolor damselfish), 1128 nucleotides. Its product is annotated as histone acetyltransferase KAT2A-like. The transcript is spliced from 7 exons. The annotation marks the transcript as partial. Gene Ontology annotation, cellular component: nucleus; ATAC complex. Gene Ontology annotation, biological process: chromatin remodeling; positive regulation of transcription by RNA polymerase II. NCBI's taxonomy places the organism in Eukaryota, Metazoa, Chordata, Actinopteri, Pomacentridae. Gene Ontology annotation, molecular function: histone H3 acetyltransferase activity. The record is from RefSeq and is a predicted model, not a curated record.
GCAGCGUGGACAUGUCGGACCCGGCGGCGCAGGCCUUACAACCCCGGCUCCUCCAAGCCCAGUCGGCGGGCUCGGCGGGGGCCAGCACCGCCGCGACGGGCUCCGGGUCGGGCAACAGCGACCCGGCCAGACCCGGACUGAGCCAGCAGCAGCGUGCGAGCCAAAAGAAAGCCCAAGUCCGAGCUUUCCCACGGGCGAAGAAGCUGGAGAAACUUGGCGUCUUCUCCGCAUGCAAGGCCAGUGACACUUGCAAGUGUAACGGAUGGAAGAACCCAAAUCCUCCAUCAGCCACCCGGAUGGAUCUGCAGCAGCAGGCGGCCAGUCUGAGCGAGCCCUGCCGCAGCUGUGGACAUGCCCUGGCUGAUCAUGUGUCCCACCUGGAGAACGUGUCUGAGGAUGAGAUUAACCGGCUGCUGGGGAUGGUGGUGGACGUGGAGAACCUGUUCAUGUCUGUGCACAAAGAGGAGGACACUGACACCAAACAGGUGUACUUCUACCUGUUCAAGCUCCUGAGGAAAUGCAUCCUGCAGAUGAGCCAGCCGGUCGUGGAGGGAUCCCUCGGAAGUCCACCUUUUGAAAAGCCCAACAUCGAGCAGGGGGUUUUGAAUUUUGUCCAGUACAAGUUUAGCCACCUCGCACCAAAGGAAAGACAGACCAUGUUCGAACUGUCAAAGAUGUUCCUGUUGUGCCUAAAUUACUGGAAGCUCGAGACGCCGACGCAGUAUCGGCAACGCACCCAGAAAGACGACGGGACGGCUUACAAAGUGGACUACACCAGGUGGUUGUGCUACUGCCACGUCCCACAAAGCAACGACAGCCUGCCGCGCUAUGAAACCACUCAUGUGUUUGGCCGCAACCUGCUCAAGUCCAUCUUCACGGUGACCCGCCGGCAGCUGCUGGAGAAGUUCAGAGUGGAGAAGGAUAAACUGCUGCCAGAGAAACGCACUCUUAUCCUCACACACUUCCCGAAGUUCUUGUCGAUGCUGGAGGAGGAAAUUUACGGUGAGAAUUCACCCAUAUGGGAGGCCGACUUCACCAUGCCGGCCUCAGACGGCACCCAGCUGGGACAUCAGACAGGUGAGGCAGCUGGACGCAAAACCAGACAGGUGGAGGUGGAGACGACCACGA